CUGCCUGCAACGCUUCGUGUCAGCUGCCUCAAAGAGAUAGGGGAGAGAGAGAUAGAGAGAUAGAGAGAGAGAGAGAGAGAGAGAGAGAGAGAGAGAGAGAGAGAGAGAGAGAGAGAGAGAGAGAGAGAGAGAGAGAGAGAGAGAGAGAGAGAGAGAGAGAGAGAGAGAGAGAGACACACACACACACACACACACACACACACACACACACACACACACACACACACACACACACACACAGUGAGAGAGAUAAGAGAGAGAGAUAGCGAGGGAGGAAGAGCGAGGGGGGGAGAGAGAGAGAGUCGCGUAGGAAUCCUCCUUGGCACACGCCAGUCUGUGUGAUGGUGAGUGGCUGACGAAGUGACUGGGGGAUUCUGGGUGAGACACACUGGGAGCGCUGGAUACAAUUGUGUCUCUUGCUUCCUUCGCGGGGUUCUAGCUACAUACCCAUCUCAGCCUCGGAUUUUAUAUAUUUUUUCGCACAAGGGGGACUUGAUAUUGUUUUUUUUUGUUGUUUUUCUGCCCUUGGGGCUGAACCCAGACACCGUGCGCCGGGCGUGCGGUUUCAGUGGCUGCAGCUGAAGUUGGCACCCGAGACGCCUUGAGACCCGGGAUGAUGGGUGCUUCCUCCCGGCGGUGGAGUCGGUCCGCGGCGUGGCCGCCGAGGUUUUGGUUUUUACUGGUGUGGGUCGCGUUGGGAUCGGGGGGCUUAUGGAGACUCGGCGCGGCAUGCCCAUCCUCUUGCUCGUGCAGCGCUACACGGAUCUCCUGCGUGGACCACGACCGUGGCAUCACGGCGUUCCCGGUCCUCCCCAACAAGGCGGAGAUGGACAACAUCACCGACAUCUACAUCGCCAAUCAGAGUGGCUUCUCCUCCAUCAACGACAAAGACCUGCACCUCUACAAGAACCUCCGCAACCUAACGGUGACCAACAGCAGGCUAACGUAUGUGUCCAGACUGGCCUUUCAGAACAACCUCAAACUCCAGUACCUGAACUUCAAAGACAAUAACCUUUCCUCGCUGUCCUGGAGGAUAUUCCGGCAUCUCAACAUGUCAGAUCUUAUCUUGUCAGGGAACCCCCUGCGCUGCUCCUGUGACAACAUGUGGAUGAAGCUGCGGCUGGCGGAGGAGGCGGAUGCACAGGAGGUCCGCUGCCUGGAGGACGGAGGGGCCCGCAAGCCCCUGUCCCGACUGGGAGUACCCCACUGUGGUGAGGAGCCGCGGGCACGCUGCCCUACAUGCAGACGCACGCACACACAUCUGCACACACUCACCCCGCAUGCAUUCACCUGUCACACAAACACACACACGCACGUAUGCGGAAACACACACACGCGCAUGUUCACAUACAUACACGCCGAACAAGCACGCACACACACACACACAAACAAACACACAGACACACACCACAUACAGACACACACAAACACACACACACACACACACACACACAUAAACAGAGCUAGGUGCAUACACAAAAUUGUAAAUCUGCUGGUUAGAAUCCCACACACAAAUACCACACAUGCACACACACACACACACACACACACACACACACACUCACGCACACACACACACAUGCACACACAUACACAGAUGUUGGACAGGACAUUAAUAAGAUGAAUUGCAUUCCGUACUGUAAGUGCUUAGGCACCUGGAGGUAAGGGUUCUCCUAAUGGCUUCCUGAGCAGAGAACAGUUUGGGUUGUGGUUUCUGCUCCUGUGUGUGUGUGAGUGUGUGUGUGUGUGUGUGGUUGUGGUUGUGUGUGCGUGGGUGUGUGGGUGUGUGUAUGUGUGCAUGUGCAUUGGCGUUGUGAACAUGUGUCUGUUCUUUAACCCGGUGGCUUUGCAUGUGCACAUCGUGCCCUGUGUUUGAAGUCAGAUGGAGCACAUGUCUAUAUAUAUGUAUAUAUGAAUAAAUAUAUAUGUCUACAGUGUAUUUAUGUAUCUAUACAUUGUAUUUAGGCGUCUGAGUAUAUUUAUUGCAUAGAGGUCUGCUUUCAUUUCUAAUAUAUCACUCAAUGAAUCAUACAGCUAUAGAGUGAUUGUUAAAGACACUGAUUAACUUUGCACAAGAGGAUAAUGCAGAGUGCCUUGUUCAGGGUGUCAGAGUCAUCCAUCACUGGCCGCAGGCCACCGCCUCUCAAUGGGCUGACAUUGUGUCUGCCCUACAGACGGUGUUCCCAAACGAUAUAUAUAGAUACGUUUGCAGGCAGGGGUGUGUAUGUGUGUACGGGAGUUAAGGAGAGACAGAUAGAGAGAGAGAGAGAGAGAGAGAGAGAGAGAGAGAGAGAGAGAGAGAGAGAGAGAGAGAGAGAGAGAGAGAGAGAGAGAGAGAGAGGGUGCAGUGUGUAGGCAUAAUGUCUUGUUGCCUUGUAUAUGUGCCUGUUUGCAUGCAGGUGUGCGCUCACUUGUAUUUAAAUGUGUAUGUGUGUGUGUGUGUACGUUUGUGUGUGUCUAUGCACAUGGGGUGUGGGUACGUGUGUGCUUGACUUGGUCUGUGAGAACCUUACCGCGUGUGUAUGCUAUAGAGCAUUCGUGAUCAGGUGAGCAUGUGUGUUGGUGAGAGUCUGUUGGUGGUUGUGUGUUUCUUUUUGCUUGUGUGUGUGUGUGUUUGUAAGUGUGCAUGUGUUUUUCUCUGCGUAUGUGUGUGCAGGUGUGCGAGUGUGUGUGUGUGCGCGCGUGUGUCUGUGUGCUUGUGCAAGUGUGUGUGUGCGUGUGUAUGGCCGUAAAGUGUGCAUCUAUAGACUUAUCAUGGUCAUCGCAGGUAUUGGCUUGGGCCAUAGAGCGGUCAUUGUACAGGACAUUAUAGAGUCCAAGCAGGGCAUUAUAAUGUAAGCCAAUGUCGAAAUGUAAUUGUAGUGGAAUAAUGACAGCGGAGAUGGGGUCGACGUGCUAAGUGCAGUAUUAUAACCCGAUGUGACCUGAACACUGUAGAACGCCAUUAGAAGGCUUCAACACUGGUCAAUUGUCAGCUUGAUGUGUUGAUGCACUGAGACACCGCUGACACCACUGAGCCCCAUGCCAGAAAGGGAAUAUGUAUAGAUUUAAUGGGAAGGCUUGCCCUUCGUCUAGCGGAUUGCCAAAGCUAAUAACUAUAGUAAUAACAGUCACGUGGUUUGUGUGAAUGCCUCACAGACAGUAUUGCGAACAUACGUAAUGCCCUUUUGAAUUAAACGUAUAUUUCUGAGCACCAAUAUUUUUAUAGAGUAUAUAUAUUUUAAGUAUAUAAGUACAUAUAAGUAUAUAUUUAUAUACAUUUUACAAUAUGUGACAUCAUUAUGACCAAACUCAAAACAAGCUUGGAAAUACAUUUUCAGCUUUGGGGGGAAAUUGUUAAAUAAUAUGUAUCCUUUACAUUUUGUAAUGACAAGGAAUACAAUACAAACGGCUGCCUUUAGAAAAACAGCAGUAAGAUUUCAGACCUUUCAAUUCCAGUAAAUGGUUGGCCAUUUGACUACAUUUCAAGAGAGAGCAGCAUCAUUAUAACUCAAAGCCUCCAUCUAAUUGUCCGCACGGCUCCCCAUAAUGCAAUAGGCCAUUGAAGGGGAAAACCUUGAGCAUUUUCUGAUGACAUUACAACCAGUUAGUUCAAACUAAACAAGGUUUUAAAUGCCAUAGUAACAUUACCAUGAAGAAAAGCCUCAUUCAUUAGAGUGUUCAAAAUAUAGCCAAUGCGGAGGACACACACAAACUCACACACAUGCACACACACACACACACACACACACACACACACACACACACACACACACACACACACACACACACACACACACACACACACACACACA
Messenger RNA from Gadus macrocephalus (Pacific cod), 3794 nucleotides. RefSeq names its product neurotrophic tyrosine kinase, receptor, type 2a (gene ntrk2a). Gene Ontology annotation, molecular function: protein binding. The record is from RefSeq and is a predicted model, not a curated record. The transcript is spliced from 5 exons. The coding region runs from base 614 to 1624 and encodes 336 amino acids. Lineage: Eukaryota; Metazoa; Chordata; Actinopteri; Gadiformes; Gadidae.